Molecule: messenger RNA, 2877 nt
Organism: Acyrthosiphon pisum (pea aphid)
Lineage: Eukaryota; Metazoa; Arthropoda; Insecta; Hemiptera; Aphididae
Exons: 3
Coding region: 1-2877 (958 amino acids)
Biological process (GO): DNA integration
Molecular function (GO): nucleic acid binding
Source: RefSeq, a predicted model, not a curated record
AUGCGCCUAGCUGAUAAACCAGGGAAAUGUUUUAUCCCACAUCAUGCGGUAGUUAAACGGAAAAACGAAAAAAUAAAAAUUCGGGUAGUCUUUGAUGAGUCAGCCAAGUCAUCUUCUGGUUUGUCACUUAACGACUGCUUGGCAACCGGACCAAAAUUACAAAGUGAUAUCACUGACAUAUUACUUCGUAGCCGUUUCCACAAGUUCUUGUUCAUCGCCGACAUUGAGAAGAUGUAUAGGCAGAUCCGAGUCAAUGAUGCAGAUUGUGCGUAUCAACAUAUACAUUGGCGAAAUUCGCCCACUGAAGAAGUCAAAGAGUACGAAUUAUGUACUAUCACUUAUGGUGUCGACGCAGCUCCGUUUUACACCAACUGGACUCAGAAAAUGGAACCGAAUUUCCUUUGGCAAAAAAUCUGUGCUGAUACCGAAAAGGAAGUGCUGGAGCUUCAGGAUCAAGUCAUAUCCCUAUUACGCAAAGGUGGGUUCCAUUUACGAAAAUGGGCCAGCAAUUGUGAGGCAGUAUUAAAAGGUAUAGCUGCUGAAGACCGCGCAAUGGACUCAUCCUUUGAACUUAAAGAUGACCAAUCAGUAAAGCGCACCAUAUUUUCAACCAUCGCUUGUCUAUACGAUCCUAUUGGCGCAUUGGGCCCUGUGGUAUUUUGGGCCAAGUGCAUUAUGCAAGAAUUGUGGAUAGAGAAAUUAGAUUGGGAUGCGUCGCCUUCGUCCGACAUAAUCGAUAAAUGGCAUAAGUUCACAACUGAACUAACUGCGUUAUCUUCCUUCUCACUCUCUCGUUAUAUCAACGUAUGCUCAUCAAAAACCAUACAGUUAUUGGGUUUCACGGAUGCUUCUCAGAAAGGAUACGCGGCGGUGGUCUAUUUGAGAGUCAUUGAUAUGCAGGAUGAGGUAACGGUGUAUUUUCUUACGGGUGAAACAAAAGUCGCUCCUUUUAAGGCAUCACAGGCGGAUGAGUCACUAAUAAUACCACGGUUAGAGUUGUGCGCCGCCUUGUUACUUGCGUUACUGCUGUCUCAUCAACUCUUCGUGCUUCGUGAUAUCGUAACGAUAUAUUGUAUUCGAACAUGGAGUGAUUCUACCAUUGUCUUGGCUUGGGUUAAUGGGGAACAAAAGCAAUUUAAGGUAUUUGUUACUAAUCGAGUGACGAAAAUUCGUUCUCUUCUGCCACACUGUGAAUGGUCUCAUGUACGAUCAUUGGAUAACCCUGCAGAUCCUGCAUCUCGAGGCAUGCUGCCUGAAGAACUUCUUACCAAUCGAUUACAUUUAAAUGGUCCAGAGUUUCUGUACGAUCCCAAUUGUCAGUUUUCAAGUUUGAUGCUGAAUGAGUUUCCACCUGAGCAACUUCCAGAGAUAAAAACCUCGUUUAAAAAUGUCUUAUUUGUUCAAGACAGUAUCCAGCCUAUCAGAUAUGAUCAGUCAAUUUCAACAAUAACAAAAAUGCAACGUGUGUUGGCGUACUGUUUCCGUCGUCGAAAUAUUCCUAAGAUCAGUGGACCAAUCACUCUGAUGGAAUACGAACGUGCCCUGAACGUAGCUAUUUUAUGUACGCAAAUGACAUAUUUGUCGGAUCUACAUAAACAGAUAAAAAAUCAAGGUUCCAUAACUCCGACAACGAUAGCCCAGCUAGCUCCCUUCAUCGAUUCAAAUGGAAUCAUUCGAGUUGGCGGAAGAUUAAAACGUGCGCUAUUAGAUGAAAAUGCAAAAUAUCCAAUUCUUUUGCCUCAAAAGACACAUCUAACAGAAUUAAUCAUUCGACAUUUUCAUCAUAUCUCGUUACACGGAGGAUCAAGAUUGGUACUUUCGAUGAUACAUCAAAAAUUUUGGAUUAUUUCUGGUCGAGCAGCUGUCCGUAAUUUUACCUAUUCUUGCAUUCCUUGCACAAAAUUUAGAAGUAUAAACCCACGACCUUUCAUGGGGGAUCUGCCAGCUGCUAGAGUUGUAGCGAAUCGACUAUUUUUUAACGUUGGAAUGGAUUAUGGCGGACCUUUCAUGGUUCGUGAAAGUCGACGUCGCGGUGCGCGUACCAAUAAAAUAUAUUUGGCUGUAUUUGUAUGCAUGUCAGUGAAAGCUGUGCAUUUGGAAACCGUGUCAGAUAUAUCCACAGACGCGUUCCUCGCCGCGUUGGACAGAUUUGUUGCUCGACGUGGAAUUCCCUACAGCAUGUACACCAAUUGCGGUACAAAUUAUGUAGGUGUUGCAAAACAACUGAAGAAACUGUUUGAUGGAGCCUCCAAUCAACAUACCUUAUAUGGUCGUAUACCUUGCAAGUGGCAUUUUAACCCACCGAGAGCCCCUCAUUUUGGUGGGAUAUGGGAGGCUGCCGUCAAAAGUGCAAAAACCCAUUUAAAGAAAGUGAUUGGUGCCCAAGUAUACACUACGGAGGAAUUCACAACACUCAUAACGCGAAUCGAAGGCGUCUUAAACUCUCAGCCGAUGCUACCGCUGUCCAGUGAUCCAAAUGAUUUAAACGUGUUAACCCCAGGUCACUUUCUAAUUGGACAACCAUUGCUAGCACUUCCAGAAGAGGAUGUUGUGAACACCCCAACCAACCAUUUAGGUCGUUGGCAAUUACUCCGUCAAGCUCAACAAUCAUUUUGGCGUCGAUGGAGCCACGAAUAUCUGCAUACACUACAGGGGAGGCAAAAGUGGUUUAGGCAGACACCAAAUCUAAUGGUUGGCGAUCUUGUAGUUAUCAACACACCAUCACGACCACCCAUGUCCUGGCAGAUAGGUCGAAUCAUUGAGGUUCAUCCAGGGGAGGACAACAUUGUGCGUGUAGCGACCGUUAAAACCCAAGAAGGCACCCUCAAACGUCCUGUUAUCAAGUUGGUAAAACUUCCAGUUGAUCCAAGACCUUAA